AUGGUCUAUCAUGUCGGCCGGGGCAAGAUCGUCCCCAUCUACGACAGAGGCUUCGUGGGGGGUCCCGCUACAAGGUUCAAGGAGGGAAUACCUUGGGUUUCCACCCACAUUGCGAUCAGGCAGGAGCUCCUGCUUCUUGAGGAAGAUGGCACCCACCCUCUUCCAUCAUCGGCAUUAUCACGACUGCGAGCCUUGCUCGACCGCCACACCAAGAUCUACGUGGUGAGUCUGUGCCACAAGCACCUCGUGGAGCUGGUCUUCCGGCAAACGGGCUGCGCCAUCAACCAGGAGUCGGACCUGGGCGCCUACCUCGUGCUGGGCCGACGUCUGCACCAUCGCCAUCAACGCGCGGACGAACACGAUGGCGACCGGUGGGUG
Molecule: messenger RNA, 378 nt
Organism: Acanthamoeba castellanii str. Neff
Lineage: Eukaryota; Discosea; Longamoebia; Acanthamoebidae
Exons: 2
Source: RefSeq, a predicted model, not a curated record